UCAUUUACUAAGUAGGUACCUAUAAUAAUUCAUCUAAGUAAUAAUAUAUUAUAAUUUAUAACUCUUAUACAUAUUUAAACUUUAAUUAAAUGAUCCUAUCCUAACAGAAAAUGGAAGAGGUUUCUUUACGAAUUGGUGAUAAGGUUUUUAAAGCGAACCAAGAGCUUUUGUGUGAAUAUAGCGACUAUUUCCGCGCUAUGUUUAGUGGACAUUAUGUAGAGAGUGAAAAACAAGAAAUAAAUAUAGAAAUGCUAGAUCCUAAUAUAAUGAGUAUUAUACUUACAUACAUGAAAAUAGGAAUGAUACUAUUAUCUGAAUACCCUCUUUCAACAGUUGGUGAAAUUGCAAUAGCAGCAAAUUUUCUACAAAUAACUGAACUCAUCAAGCAGAUUCAGUAUGUCUUAGAUAUUCAGUUGAGUGAGUCUAACUGGCUGGAGACAAUGUCGAUUGCUCAGAAUGCAUCUUAUUCACAAUUAGAACAUUAUUCAGCUGCAUAUGGUCUUUAUUCUUUCAAUUCUAUGAAACCAGAGGAUAUUCCUACAAUCGAAAUGUUAGUAUGGUAUUUGUGCCAUCCAUAUUUAGGUUCGGAAAAUGAAAUGCAUGUUUUUAAAUUCGGCUUCAACUGGCUUUUAAAGAAUCGUAGACUGGAACAUACUUUACUGAUUCUUGCUUGUUUAGACAUAAGAAGGGUCACAAAUAAAACUCUGAUAGAUCUAAAGGAAUAUUUGAUCACUUAUUGGGAUCAAAAUUUGGACUACUUUUCAAACAGUUUGGUUCCGAAAGUUAUAGAUUGUCUAAUAAAGUUAACUAGUAAAGAUGUAGAGAUAUCUGAAUCGAGUUUGUGUGAGCACAAAACAGAGUUAUGUGACAAGUUCUCCGAAAGGGUUUGGUCUGAAUUAAUGAGUAUAGUUAAACAUAGUAGAGCCCGCCUUAUAAAGUAUGUACCUGUAGUGCCGUUAUGGACAUUGACAGAUCUCAGACCAGAUUUUUCGCCACAUCUUUUGUACACUUUUGAGGAGGAUAAUGGUUUUGAAAAAUACUUGGAGGUUGCGGAGAAAAACCUUUGGGGUUGGAAUGUUGCUGCAUGGGGUCUGACUAAACUGGUAGUUGUUGGCGGUGAACAUGGAAGAGGAACAGGAAUUUUUAUGAAGGAUGUUAAGGUGUAUGACACUUUGAAGAAGACAUGGACUCAGUUUGGUGUGCAGUUGCCACCGAGGAGGCAUGCAGGAGUCACCACUGUGGGGGAUCUUCUCUAUAUUGUUGGUGGUGUAGGUGAGUUCAGGAUAGUAUUAGAAACGGCUGUUGUAUAUGAUUUAAAAGAAAGAAGCUGUAGACGUAUAGCAAAGUUACCUGACGCCAUACAAAGUCCAGCAGUAUGUACACAUAAUAACAAAGUCUACGCAGCUGGACACAAAAACAUAUAUUGUUAUACAACUUAUGGUGAUAAAGAUUGUUGGGAGAUGGUCGUGUAUUCUGAUAGAAGAAUUGGUUUUAUGAAGUCCUAUAACAACUACAUUUACUGUAUGCAGAGCUAUUAUAGUAACUUAUACAGGUUUAGACCUGGCACAGAUAAUUGCUUAACUUGUGUAGCAUCAUUUUCUAAUGUGGCACCAGCUGCUAUGUGCAAUUCAGGCGAUCGUCUAACGGUAUUCACUCAAGGCCUAUUUCAAAAUGAGAGUGUCAUACUCUCAGUAGAAGAGUACAAAGGAGAGGCUAAGGGUGAGAAGACAAGAGUUAUUUUUACACAGACUGGGAACAAACAGGUUAAUGACGCAGCUGGCUCUUGCUCUUUGGUUUUGACGAUGCCCCCGUUGUGUAAGGAGCUUCCUCAAUAUCAUAGUCAAUACCUUAAGGAAUAUUAUAGUAUGAAUAAAAAAUAAUAAAGGUUUCAUUAAAAGUCA
Molecule: messenger RNA, 1901 nt
Organism: Maniola jurtina (meadow brown)
Lineage: Eukaryota; Metazoa; Arthropoda; Insecta; Lepidoptera; Nymphalidae
Product: kelch-like protein 25
Exons: 4
Coding region: 111-1880 (589 amino acids)
Molecular function (GO): protein binding
Source: RefSeq, a predicted model, not a curated record